Acanthamoeba castellanii str. Neff is the source of this 411-nucleotide messenger RNA. RefSeq names its product LIM domain containing protein. NCBI's taxonomy places the organism in Eukaryota, Discosea, Longamoebia, Acanthamoebidae. The record is from RefSeq and is a predicted model, not a curated record. Bases 1 to 411 code for a protein of 136 amino acids. The transcript is spliced from 6 exons.
AUGUCCAAGUGCCCCACCUGUAGCAAGACCGUGUACUUUGCCGAGCGCGUCAGUGCCCUUGGCCGCGAUUACCAUCGCCUCUGCCUCAAGUGCAAGCAGUGCACCAAGGCGCUCCAGCCCGGCCAGUUCGCCGAGAACAACGGCUCGCUCUACUGCAAGCCCUGCUACUCGUCCGUCAUCGGCCUGAAGGGCUACGGCUUUGGCAACUCCAUCGACUCGCAUGUGUCGGGCGGUGCCGCCGGCAAGGUGCAGCACUCUGCGCCCGUGAGCUCUGGAGGCAGUGGAGGCUACGCUACUCGUGCCGCCGAUCCCGCUCCCGCCCCUUCGGGCGGCGGCGGCAAGUUCUGCAGCCAGUGCGGCUCGCGCGCUGCCGGCGGCAAGUUCUGCUCCGAGUGCGGCUCCGCCCUGUAA